Molecule: messenger RNA, 240 nt
Organism: Diversispora eburnea
Lineage: Eukaryota; Fungi; Glomeromycota; Glomeromycetes; Diversisporales; Diversisporaceae
Source: the annotation of a GenBank genome assembly
AUGUCAAGCAACCAAGUUAGUUUUGCUGUUGCUCAUAGACGUUAUGUAGCUUCUUUAUAUAAACGUGCUUUAAAAACUUCCCUUGAUUGGUAUGUAUUUCGUGACAUAUGGAGACCAAAAGCUUUAGAAAUUCGUGCUCGUUUUGAAGCAAAUAAAGAUGUGAAAAGUUUUAAACAUCUCAAGAGUAUUUUACAAGCAACUGAAGAAGAACUUUGGAAUUUUCAAUUAAAUGAUAUAUAA